Penicillium atrosanguineum is the source of this 417-nucleotide messenger RNA. RefSeq names its product Maltose/galactoside acetyltransferase. The record is from RefSeq and is a predicted model, not a curated record. NCBI's taxonomy places the organism in Eukaryota, Fungi, Ascomycota, Eurotiomycetes, Eurotiales, Aspergillaceae. The coding region runs from base 1 to 417 and encodes 138 amino acids. The transcript has a single exon.
AUGAUCAUCGGCCAUCUUGUCUCCGCCAGGCUGAGCCUCAUCCAGCCGAGCCUCCUGCUCAUCGAGCUCUUUCCCGUCAUCCUCCAACCGUUUGUAAACCUCCUGAGACCAGUUGUAGUCAUCCGUAGCCGCAGUGUAGAUAUCGGGAUAUGGAUCGUUGACAUUCCGGGGCGGAAUAGCCUGAGGGGGCCGUGGCUGGGAAAGAGACGUAUCACUAGUCUGAGGAUCCAGAUUGAUCGCAUGAUGAAGAUGUCUGUCUUUGAAUUCGAGGUCCACAUCGAAUCCGCUGCCGUAACCGAGCCCAGGGUGAUCACUUUCCCGUAUGACCCUCUUCUUCCAUACACGACGACUCUGUCCAAGGAGAUGACGCACGACAUUCCGGCGACGUUCUUGAUGAAAGGUUUCAAGAUUUUUUGA